GGUAGAGGGCAGUAGUACGCCAAUAGGUAAUCUUACCAACGAAAAGAAGAAGUCUAUCUUAUUUGCCUUCUUCCGGUGUUAAAAUAACAUACAGUUGAUUUGGCAAGAUAGCACACAUAAAGUUGCUGUUCGGCCCAUGAUGUCUGUGGCCAAGAGUCCAACGUGUCCAGGCCUUUACUGUGGCAGACUGAUAAUCAAUGGAUCGGUGGAGGGGGAGUGUGGUCAGGUUUGUCCCCGUGGAGAACGAGCCAACAUUCAAAAAGUGUGUGAACUCUGUACUGGAUCUCCCGAUCUCUAUGACUGGCUGUAUCUGGGCUUCAUGGCCAUGUUACCUCUGGUACUUCACUGGUUCUUUAUUGAGUGGUACUCUGGAAAGAAGAGUUCCAGUGCUCUGCUGCAGCAUGUGACAGCUAUGCUGGAAUGCAGUCUGUCAGCUGUAGUCACUCUGCUGGUCACAGAACCAGUGGGAAUGUUCAGUAUCCGUUCCUGUCGAGUUCAGAUGCUUUCAGAUUGGUACACCAUGCUGUACAACCCCAGUCCAGACUAUGUCAACACAUUACACUGCACACAGGAAGCUGUCUACCCACUCUACACAAUUGUGUUACUCUACUAUGCAUUCUGCUUGGUACUGAUGAUGCUGCUGCGUCCUUUGUUGGUGAAGAAAAUGGCAUGCGGUCUGGGCAAAUCUGACCGUUUUAAGAGCAUCUAUGCGGCUCUGUACUUCUUCCCCAUCCUCACUCUUUUGCAGGCUGUCGGAGGAGGACUGCUCUACUACGCAUUUCCUUACAUCAUACUGGUAAUGUCUUUGGUCACACUGGCUGUGUACAUGUCUGCCUCAGAGAUUCAGUGUUUUAAGAAUCUCAUUGCCAAGAAGAAGCGUCUGGUUGUCCUGUUCAGUCACUGGUUGCUCCACGCUUAUGGCAUCAUCUCUAUCUCCCGAUUGGACAAGAUGCACCAGGACCUACCGAUGUUGGCCCUAGUGCCAGGUCCUGCCCUGUUUUACAUCGCCACAGCCAAGUUCACUGAGCCCAGCCGCAUCCUGUCUGAGAGCGGCAACGGACACUGAUCUGGGUUAAGAAGGAAUUCAGCAGGAAUUCAGUAGAUUAAUAUUAAAUACAUUUUUUGUUCUCCCACCAAAGUAGACAAUGACAGUGGGUGACGCCAUGCUACCACUGUUCAAAAUGAUGUUUUUCAAAUGCGAUAUUUAGUUUUACAAACAGUCCAUAUCCAGUUGGAGAGUCAAUGUACAGUGAUACAAAACGAAGAAACCACUGUAAAGAAGCUGAAAACUUAUUUGACUUAGUCACAUACUACAGAUUCUGUUUUGGGAUAAUUAAGCAAGAUAAAAUAUACACAUACAUUAUAACCACCUUCCCAAAUUUUGUGUAGGUCUUCCUUAUGCAUUCAUAACAGUUCAAUGGGUCUUCUGAGAUUGUCCUGUGAUGCCUGGUAACAGAAUGUGAAUUUGGAGGCCAUGUCAACACCUUGUGCUGUUUUUCUUGUUUUUUUUUUUUUUUUUUUCAUUCUUUCUAAAAAUGUUUUGUAUGUGACUGUGUCAGGCUGCAUCCUGCUGGAGAUGGCUGCGGCCAUCGAGGAGUGACAUUGCUAUGGGGUGGGGGUACAUGUCUAAGUAACAUCCACAUGAAUGCCAGGUCCAAAAGUUUCCCAGUAGAACAUUGGAUUGUCACAAGACGCUCACUGUUAUUUACUCAACAGUAGUCAUAAGGUUAUUCCUGAUUGGUGUAUGUAACUGCACAUAUCUGUUAUUGGACUUGUGUGGCUGUAAUUUCUCAGAUUUCCUUUUAAUGUGAAACUGUCAGUGCUAUCUGUUUUGUAAAUAUAUGUAUCCUUGUGAAUAUUCUGUAAGAUUUGCUUCAUGUACACAAGCUCAAAUUGCAAGUUAAGAUUUCACUUUGAAAAACAGUGCCCUUAAGUUCAUAAAGCCUUUACUUGGAUAA
Messenger RNA from Mugil cephalus (flathead mullet), 1958 nucleotides. RefSeq names its product jnk1/mapk8 associated membrane protein (gene jkamp). Gene Ontology annotation, biological process: response to unfolded protein. Gene Ontology annotation, molecular function: ubiquitin protein ligase binding. NCBI's taxonomy places the organism in Eukaryota, Metazoa, Chordata, Actinopteri, Mugiliformes, Mugilidae. The record is from RefSeq and is a predicted model, not a curated record. The transcript is spliced from 7 exons. Gene Ontology annotation, cellular component: membrane. Bases 137 to 1066 code for a protein of 309 amino acids.